Pangasianodon hypophthalmus (striped catfish) is the source of this 2572-nucleotide messenger RNA. It is a transcript of the gene cenpl, whose product is annotated as centromere protein L. Lineage: Eukaryota; Metazoa; Chordata; Actinopteri; Siluriformes; Pangasiidae. The transcript is spliced from 5 exons. Bases 103 to 1212 code for a protein of 369 amino acids. The record is from RefSeq and is a predicted model, not a curated record.
UUAGCUUUGUGUUAGCUGCCUGGUCUGAUUUUACUCUAGUACUGAAGGGGUGUAGGUUUUAUCCGAAAUGUCCUAAAUAAUAGUGCACUGGGAAGAGUAAAUAUGGUUAAUUUUACACUAAGUAGUGCACUAUGUGCGUUUGGGAUUUGGCCGUGGUUUGAAGGCUGUAUCAGCAGUGCUGUAAACACCCCCGCUAACAUGCCUAUGACUCGGAGGAAGAGUUACGGCCGCAGCUGUGUGGAGAAUCCGUCUCUGUUCUGGCAGACACCAGGCCACUUCCCCGCCCUGGGCCACAGGAUCCCCAGCAGCAGAGGAGCUGCCAGAUCCCGCAAUGUGCUAAGUAAAGUGGAUCCAGAGCAAGUGGCCCUUCUGGUGAAGCACGAGUGGAAGCUAGCGUACGUCACCCCGCUGUACCGAUUCCGACACACACAGCUAAAAUUAUACUCCAAACACCUCACGGCAUUCAUCAUAGCCGAGAAGCAGCAGGGGGUCGCCAUCGAGGUGGGAGUGGAGGCAGGCUUUAAGGUCACGAUCUCCACCGUCCUGGGAAUGGCAGAAAGCGAGGAGGACGCAGAAACCAUUUUCAUUCAGAUACAUUCCAAACCAACAUUUGGGGCAGAAGCUCUGAAACCGGUGUGGCGCGGCUGGUUGACAUGCGUGAACGGAGACCACGAGUACCUGAGGUCACUGCCCCCUGAUUUUGUCAGCCUUCCUCUGUUCUGCAGCAGCGGCUCCGAAUCCCUCACGGCUCUGGUCAAGUCCUGGUUUGAACGCACCUUUGACUGUAAUUUUGGCUCUCUGUUUCUGAACUCCACCACUCUGAACUGGUUGGCUGCCCUGUGGACCGGCUGUCAUCCCAGCAGCAAUAUCAGGUUCCUGAAGCUGACCUGGACCAUGCCCACGCAGCCCUCGCUGGAUAUCAUGUACACAGUGAACCCGCAGGACGCCUGGGAGCUGUGGAACAGCAUUCACACCGAGGACAGUGCAGACGAUAGAAUCCACAUCGAUGAGGUGCAGCAGUUUAUGAAUGGACUCGAGACUCACCUUUUCAGACAUUUUAAGAUCUACCUGUCGGCUGGGACGCUCAUGAAGGUCUCCACUUCCCUCGGUUCAGCUCAUCAUGAGGGCAAAAUCAAGAUUGGCAGCAGUGACUACAUCAGCACCUUACUGACGCUGCUAACAGAGUGCGCCCUCCUCAGAACACCCGUUUAAUUUCUCAGCUUUACUGUUUUAUCUGUAAAUAGCGUUUUGUUUUACUAAAUACAUGUGUAGCAGUCUUUGUACACAAGCACAAAUCUUAAAAUUGUAUUUAUUUACAUGUCCUUCAGUCGUAAAGGUGUACCUUUACAUGGAUUUUUGUUUUGUUUUUAAACUAGUGACUUUUUUUAGCCAAGGACUAGACAAAGACAAUAUUGUAUCACUGUUUGUCUUUUUGUGGAAGUUUAUGAAAUAAUCCUGUUCCCAAGUCCAGGCAGAUCAAAUUUCAUCUACAGAGUCCUAAAUUAAUGUACAUUGUGUCUGUAAAUAGCCCAAGCUUCCUUUUUUAAAUGUAACAUUUACCAUUUCUUUUCUGCUUUUACACUUCACAUGUACAUUUGUGUAGAUCACUAGUGAAUAAUGUACCCUAUCCAUUUCAGUGUGUAAAUGUGUCCGUACUGUUAACUUCUGGUUCCAGCACAACAUGACUCUCCUUUCAUCCAUUUGCAGUGAGAGAAGGUGACAUGAUUUCAUUAUUGUUUGUGUGAAAUCAAAAUUUCAGACUAUAUUUUAUAAAUAUUUGUCUUUUAAGGACAUGCCUUCAGAAGUGAUAGUGUCUACUUUUCUCUGUUAUUGACAUCUGUUUAUCUUGAAAUAAAUGGAAUAUAUAUAUAUAUAAAUAGCAUUCAAAUCCCUCUUUAAAACUAAGGAAUGGAUAAAUGCUUGGCUUUUGGGGCUCAUGAGCCUGAUGAUGCCACAGCAGUCCGUAGAUGGGAGUCCAAAAGAGCAAAAAGAGGCCGUGGGUGAGAGGGAAGGCGUUACUCUCUCCUGUCAAUCAGUGACACUAGCCAAUCGUGGGUGACUGAGAAAAGUGCUAUCUACCCUCUUCCACAUACACAAUUUCACAGAGUGUGUUACACUGACCUGUGCUUUAGCUUGGGUAAGAUGUGGUGGCUUCACGUGUUAGCCUUCACCCUCCCUGGUUGGUAGCUGCUGUGGGUGGGAAUUGGCAAGUGACCAAAAAGAGGUACAAAUGUUUUAAACCCCUAGCUUUUCAGCAUGAUUCUUAUAGCCUUAGUGCAUCUUAUGGCAGGACAAUUAUGUUAAAGCAUCCUGAUGAAACUGUUAGCUGUCCUGACCAACAGUUGGAAAUCCAUUUACACAUUUAACACUCAUAUGUAAGCCAUUUAACAGAUCAAAAUGCAUCCCUUUUAUUUAAUAAAUCAACAUUUCGAUGCAAUGUGUGCAGGCCAACACUGGGAACCAUUUGUUUAUCAUCUCUGAAAAAUCACCCAGCAUCCAUACCAUAAACUCAAAAUGUAAAUGCAUAAUAAAUCCACCAACAUUCUUCUUCUUUUUUUUUUUAAAAAAAAUG